Laccaria bicolor S238N-H82 is the source of this 1215-nucleotide messenger RNA. RefSeq lists its product as uncharacterized. Gene Ontology annotation, cellular component: plasma membrane. Gene Ontology annotation, molecular function: secondary active monocarboxylate transmembrane transporter activity. The annotation marks the transcript as partial. The transcript is spliced from 12 exons. The record is from RefSeq and is a predicted model, not a curated record. Gene Ontology annotation, biological process: plasma membrane lactate transport. NCBI's taxonomy places the organism in Eukaryota, Fungi, Basidiomycota, Agaricomycetes, Agaricales, Hydnangiaceae.
GUUCUACGUGGCUUGACAUGGAUUCAAUGGGCUCAGUUCUUUGUUGGGUGGUUGGCGUGGACAUGCGAUGCCAUCGACUUUUUCUCCGUGUCUCUCAGCAUUGACCGACUCGAACGUCAGUUUAACAGGUCUGCUCGUGACAUUACGACUUCAAUCACCCUCACGCUCUUAUUCCGAUCAGUAGGCGCCAUUGUGUUUGGUAUUUUUUCAGAUCGCUACGGAAGAAAAUGGCCUCUAGUUUGCAACCUCCUUCUCAUUUCUUCCCUCGAACUCUGUGUGGGAUUCGUCCAAACAUUCAAGCAAUUUCUCGCCCUUCGGUCCCUCUUCGGUGUCGGAAUGGGCGGAAUUUGGGGACUAGCAGCAUCCACAGCACUCGAAAACCUCCCCAUUGAAGCUCGUGGCGUGGCUAGCGGUGUUUUACAACAAGGCUACGCGUGCGGGUAUCUCAUCGCAGCGUUGGUCAGUCUAUUCAUCGUGCCGCACGCAACCCAGGGCUGGAGGGUCAUGUUCUGGACGGCUUGUGGUAUAUCCUUUACAACAGCAUGCCUUCGCGCUCUCCUUCCCGAGAGUGAGUAUGUCUUACGCGCAAGGGAGGUAGAGCGUUACGGGGGAACCGAUACGUCGAAGAAGACAAAGGCAUUCAUCAAAGAUGUUAAGGAAAUGCUCAAACAACACUGGGCGUUAUGUAUUUAUGCCGUUUUGCUUAUGGCGGGAUUCAACUUCCUCUCUCAUGGUUCUCAGGAUUUGUACCCGACAUAUCUCGAGACAACGAAAGGCUUCACCCCGCAUGAUGCAAUAAUUGCUACCAUAUUCGGAAACUUGGUCAGUUCGCCAGGCGGUAUAACCGCAGGAAUAAUCAGCCAGCGAAUCGGUCGUCGCUUGACGAUGAUUUUGAUGGUCUUGCUCGCCGGAGUAUUCAUCCCUCUCUGGAUUCUGCCAAAUACUUUCGUCAUGCUUUCAGCAGGCGCUUUCUGCCUUCAAUUUGGUGUCCAGGGCGCGUGGGGUGUGAUUCCGAUUCAGCUUGCAGAGAUGUCACCGCCCGCUUUCCGUGCUACCUUCCCUGGUGUCGCAUAUCAGCUUGGAAAUGUGAGCUCUACAAAUCUCAACGACGGCAAAAAGAUAAUCGUUCCGGAUUACGCAAAGGUCCAAGGAAUAUUUAUUGGUGCAGUUGCCGCAUUCGUCGUCUUCAUCACUAUCAUCGGACCCGAGUACGAU